UUUUUAUUUAAUUUAUUUUUUAAAAGAGGACAUCCCUAUGUAAAAUUUCUGGGUCGGCCACUGCAUCCAACUAAUGUACAAAACAAACAGGUACACCACCACCACGUCCACAAGAAUAAUCUAUUCAGCCGGCGCCGGCGACAAAAAGAACCCAUCGGAUCACCCAUCGGGCUAGCCACGACGCGGCCAAAUUCCAGAACAACAUGGACCUCGCUACCGCCGGAGAGAGUGGAGGGCGGCGGCUGCCUCUGUCGGAGGUGGUCUCCGAUUGCGUCAGGCGGUGGUUCGAGGACACCCUCAGGGAUGCCAACGCCGGCGACAUUGAGAAGCAAGUGCUUGUCGGCCAGAUGUAUUGCGCUGGCUAUGGUGUUCCUAAAGAUGUCGUAAAGGGAAGAGCUUGGAUUGAUAAAGGUCAGAAAGUGGGAGAUAAGGACCCUGGUUAUAAUGCCAUUGACUCCGAUUCACAAGCAGCCGCACACUGACAAUUCUCUGCUAAAACUAUGAGCUGGAGAGGGUCUGGAUCACGAGCCUUGCAGCUUCUUCAGGCGUCCUGGGAGGUGGUUUUGCUGCUCUCCAUGCCUCUAUUAGCUUUUUGUACCUGCCGGACAACAAAAAUAACAAGACCCAAACUUUCAAAGAACACAUUAAACCAGACAUUGCAGCACUUGGAAAUUCCAAAUCCGCCCACUUUCUGCAUUCAGAAACAACACCAAGAUCACAGCUUUUGUCUUUACCAAUUAGCUUGAGCUUUCGUGGACGAGACAACGUGCUUAGUCAAUCCUUCUGGAACCUGAGUGGAGAAAAAGCCAUGGAGCAGAGGGGUUGAUCAAGAAUAAAGGAAAUUCAACAAGUAGCAGCAGAAGUUACUCUUUAUCUUUGUUUCUUCUUCUUUUCCAGUUGAAUUCAUACUGAAAUGAGAGUCCGAAGAAGAAAGAAUUGUACCUGGGAGGUGCUCUCGAAGUGCAACAAGUCGUGAGCAAGAGCUGAAAUGCCUGCCGUGGGUGGAGCGACGCCAUGGGGAGGUUCAUAGUCACCUGCUGUUGCGGGCUUGCAGCAAUUGCGGUAGAGAAAUCUCAGGGCAUUUCCCAUCCUGCAAAUCCCUUUCAAUAUGGAACUACACAAUUGGCGCCGGGGGGAAUGGAAACGGGGAGGGAAGAAAGAAAGAAAUCAGGAGAAGGGAAGGAAAAAUGAAUUAGCUUCUUUGAGAUGAGCUUUGUUUUGUAUGAAGUUUUGAUUUUUGACUUUUGAGAAGGGGCUUGGCCGGGAAGAGAAGCAAAGGAGCCAGACAGCCAGUUGGGCGACAUAGUGACACGUGUCUUCCGUCUAUUGUGCGGUGAAUUCCAUGAAGGGAAUGGGAUCUGCUGCUGUUCUUUUACAGGUCGGAUGAUUGAUGAAUGAUGAGCUGGGGAGUUGUGAAUUCUGGUUACACGCGCCUGUAUAUGCGCGUGGUGGAUUCUUUAAUAAUAUUAAUAAUAUAGGGCUUAUUGUUUAUUCUGGGCCAGCAUUCAUCGGCCCAUCCGAAAGGCCCAGAAGUUGACCACGCAACUGGAUAAUGAAUAAGAAAAUGAUAAACAGGUCUCGUCUCGUGCAGUUGAGCUGAA
Messenger RNA from Linum tenue, 1601 nucleotides. The record is from the annotation of a GenBank genome assembly. NCBI's taxonomy places the organism in Eukaryota, Viridiplantae, Streptophyta, Magnoliopsida, Malpighiales, Linaceae.